Effrenium voratum is the source of this 3051-nucleotide messenger RNA. Lineage: Eukaryota; Dinophyceae; Suessiales; Symbiodiniaceae. The record is from the annotation of a GenBank genome assembly.
AUGCAGAAGCUGAUGGACGCCUAUUGCAGCCGCCUGGGCUUGCAAGCAUCGCAGGUCCGUUUUAUGGUGGACGGUGAGCGUAUCGCGGCGGACGACACGGCGGAGAAGCUGGGGCUUGAGGACGAGGAUCUGAUCGACGUGGCCAUGGAACAGACAGGCGCAUCUGGCGACUUCAGGUGGCCGCUAGAGCCUGGUGAGCGAGCGGCAGCACACGACACGGGUCCCGGCGAUUUGCGGAUGGAUUUCGGGCAAAUUUUCUCGCGGCUCGCAUGCGUCCGUGGUCUCCACCUACUUCAGCGCCGCUUCUGGUGCCUGCUCUUCAGCGGGGCGCUCGGACCGGAGCUCACGCGGAGGACUCGAGUGGUCUUCGCCGGCAUGUGCUGCCACUGCGGCGCGGCGGCGGAAGGCGAGGUGCGGCCAGGCUUCAUCACCACGGAGCUCAAGGUCUCCAGCAGUGUUCUACGUGGCCUGGAGCAAGGAAGGCAGGGUCAGCGGCGCUUGGCCCUGAUCCUUGACCUUGACCAUACCCUGGUCACAGCCAGCGAGGGCAAAAUUUGGCACCGCCCGGGCUUGCGGCCCUUCUUGCAGGUGCAGGAGUUCUGUGACCUGUAUGUCUACACGCAAGCAACAGGUCACUACGCCCAGCAAGCCGUCGCCAGCUUCGACCCCGGCGGCACCUUGCAAAAUCGGAUCUUUCACCGGGAGAACACGCCGGCAGGUCUGAAAGACCUCACGCAGAUCUUUCCCAGCAACGCCUCCUGGGUGCUGGUGGCGGACGACCGCGAGGACGUUUGGCCGCAAGAGGUGCGGGACUCCCAAGUCCUUAAGGUGCUUCCAUACUUGCCCUUCCCCGAGGAUCUUCGGCAAGCUGUGGAUUUGGAGGGCCUCAUCACCGGACAAGUGCAGGCCCCAGCUACGCCCUUCAAGCGGCGGCGCCUGGAUUCCUCGAAAGCCUAUUGCGCUGCGACUGUGCGCGGGGACCAGCAGUUGAAGUAUUUGGCCGAGAUCCUGCGGCGUCUUCAUGAGGCGUUACAAGAAGGCGAAGGUGAGGAAAGCGUGUCCACGAUGCGCGCGGCUGUGCAACGCUUGCGGGGUCAGACCCUCGCUGGGUGCCGUCUUUGCCUCACCGGGCUGCGCCAGCAGGCGAAGCUGCGGCUGGAGCGCUGCUGCCUGCUGCUGGGCGCUGAAGUGGCAGCGUUGCCGGAAGGCGCCACCCACGUGGUGGCAGCUCAGCGCACGGAGAAGCUCUGGAGGGCUCGAUCGCAAGAAGUGGCCGUGGUUCACCCCGGCUGGCUGCUGCGGGCCUUCGUCACGUGGCAGCGACCUUGCGAGCAGAAGUUCCAGGUGCCAUUCAAGGGGCAGCUCCCGUGCUUCCUGGACAUUUGGGACGAGGCCAGGCCCGUGCAAGGAACAGCUCUCGACGACUCGCGCGGGCGGGAUCCCUCGCUCCUGCAGUGGGCGACAGAAAUGAUGCGUGUCAGCGAUGUCGGCGCGGGCAAGCGGCGCCUGCUGCAGCAGUCUGUUCCCAAGCAGCAGCUGGUCGUGCCCGGCAGCAGCUACGCAAGCCGGCUGGAACUGAAGUCCAUGAAGCUAAAGAUGGUCUUCCAAAUUCCUGACUUCCAUGAUUGGAAGAAGGGUUCAGUGUGCAGUGUUCAAAUGACGGAACAGGCCUUUGUGGAGCUGGGCGUGCGCGGCAGGCGGGCAGAAGCCCUGCGCAGCUCGGCAACGGAGCAAGCUCGUGGCCUGCACGUGAGGGGCAGUGAUGGGCGACCGCAGGACGUGGUGUUCCGCCUCAGCCGGCAGGUGGACAGCUUUGAGAUCGGUCCAGAGACGGGGCGGGGCCACAGCGUGUCGCUGGCCGAGGCAGGGGCUUGCCUCUUGGCACUUCUGCAGCUGGCCACCGCAGCGCGCCAGGAGAGCCAGGCUCAAGCCAUUGCCGGCGGCAUCAGGGCGCAUUCUGCUGCGGCGCGGCAGCAGGAAGACGCGCUCGACCACGCCCAAGUUGUGCCAGCGCACAUCUCCCGAGCUAUCCGAACUGCGGAGAGUGAUCGCGCUGCUCGAGAAAGCACUCUCAAAGCGGCAGUUGAAGCAGCAAGGGCGAAGAAGGAAAGAUUGGCGGAAGCGGUGACAAGCAAAGCCACGGCGCUGACCGAAGCGGAGAGCCGGCAAACCAUGGCCGAGAGCAGCGCAACUUCGGCCCGCAACGCCCUGAUGGCGGCGGAGAAGGCCGCCUCGGAGCACGCGCUCCACGGAGAAGCCCUCCAGGGCGCCUUGGCGGAGCUGGAGACGUCCUCCCAGGAGGCGGAGCAGCUCGCCGCCGCCGUCGCCGACAAGGAAGAGAAGAAUAAUGCGGCGAUUGCGGCGAUGCAGGCUGAGCUCCAAGCAUUGAAGGAUCAGUUCGAUGCAAAGGAAGAGGAGAGGACAAGAGCGGAGGCAGCCAUGCUGGACGUGAAGGGGAAGCUCAUGGCUACAUCUCAGUUCAAGGCUGACCGUGAGCAAGACCAGAUCAGCGCCGAGAGGGCUGCCAGCGAUGCUGCCAAGGAGCUCCGGGAGUCGCAGGCCAGCCUGGACAGGGCCAUGACCACUGUCAAGAGGGCCGAAGCGGAAGUGUCCGAGGCGGCAGCAGAGGAGGAGCAGGAGAAGGUCAAACACGAGAACGUCUCGAGGAGCCUCCAGCUGCUCCGGAAGCUGAAGCUGGCCAUCGAGACCUUCUACAACUCCAUCGAUGCCUUGCAAGAGAGCAUGGGCACUGCCAUAGAAGGCAAGGCCUAUGAGCAAAUCAGACGUGACGAGAACCUGGCGAAGGCAUACAAGGAGUACAAUCUUAUGAUCAACGUCUUCAUUGAAUUGCACAACGCCGACGAUAAGACCUACAAUGAGGUCAAACCGGCAGUGGCCCAAAUCGAUGAGAACUACCUGGCAGAUAUCGACUACAUCUGCGACCCCAACAACGAUCUGGGCGCGCAUACGGCUGAGAAUACCGACCUGAACGAGAAGUGCGGCGAUGGUCUUUGGGACGCUGUGGGCCUGACCAAGCUCACCGUGCCGUGA